Messenger RNA from Ambispora gerdemannii, 1317 nucleotides. NCBI's taxonomy places the organism in Eukaryota, Fungi, Glomeromycota, Glomeromycetes, Archaeosporales, Ambisporaceae. The record is from the annotation of a GenBank genome assembly.
AUGACAAAAUAUUCGGCAAUAAACGACGAGGAACCGACGCUUCCAACUGCUGAUAAUUCUUUAGUAAACGGUUCUUUAGAUCAAGCGCGGUUACUGUUGGAUCAAGAGAUUGAAGAAGACAUUGGCGACCCUGUUGGAACUGCCAGUUACUUUUCCUGUGUGAUUAACCUUGCCAACACUGUACUUGGUACCGGCAUGCUGGCUAUGCCGGGUGCUAUAGCCUCGGUUGGUCUAAUAUUAGGUAGUUUCAUGAUUUUUUUCUCAGCUCUUGCUUCGGGAUUAGGAUUAUAUUUUUUGUCACGCGCAGCUGCACACACAGAAGGACGACAAUCGUCUUUCUUUGCUGUCUCGAAAUUGACUUAUCCGACCGCGGCUAUUUGGUUUGACUUAGCGAUUGCGAUUAAAUGCUUUGGCGUUGGUGUUUCGUAUCUUAUUAUAGUUGGUGAUUUGAUGCCACAAGUAAUUCUAGCAUCAGCUGGAGAGAAGCUUCUGAUCGGGAGUAUCUUUUUGGAUCGUCGAUUUUGGAUAACUGUAUUUAUGAUUAUCGUUGUUCCGUUGGCCUUUUUGAAACGACUGGAUUCGCUACGAUACACGAGUUUAAUAGCAAUUUUUGCAGUUUUUUAUCUCGUAUUCAUUGUAAUCUAUCAUUAUCUCGGACCCGAUUUUGAAGCACCUCCCAAAGAAAAAGUUCAUUUAGUGAAAUUAUCAAGAAAGUUUUUUACGAAUCUACCAAUAUUUGUGUUUGCUUUCACUUGUCAUCAAAAUAUCUUUUCUAUCUACAAUGAACUCGUCGACAAUAGUCAACGUAAGGUUUCUAGUGUGAUAAUUGGAGCAAUCGGAACAUCAUCUAUCAUCUAUCAAUUAAUUGGAAUCAUUGGAUAUUUAACCUUUGGAGAUGAUGUCUUACCGAACGUCAUAUCACAGUACAAGGCAAACACGAUUGUAACAAUCGGUCGAGUAGCCAUCGUGAUUCUUGUUUUAUUCUCGUAUCCUCUUCAAGCACAUCCAUGUCGUGUUUCUUUAGAUAAAACAAUUUUAUCAUUUUCUGCAUUGCGUGAAUCUAACAACGUCAGCACUGACAAUUUGUUGAAUGAGCAACGAUAUAAAGCUGCACUACCUUCAAAUCAAAGGUAUAUUAUAAUCACAACAGCGAUUUUGUUUUCGAGUUACCUGCUCGCGAUGCUGGUCUCCAAAUUAGACUUGGUUUUGGCAUUUGUUGGAUCCACCGGAUCAACAACAAUCUCAUUUAUCCUUCCCGGAAUAUUCUAUUACAAAAUCCACAAAGAAGACGCGUGGACAAAGAAAAAGGUUCUAGCG